UGGAGCGCCUCAGCCAGACAGGACUCACCCUUCCACUAUUAAAGACUUUUAACAUAUUCUGUCACUACACAAGAGCAGAAGACACAUCACACUAUCAUUGACUCGCUGAUAGCCAGAUGCAAUCACGCCAGCUCUGAGGAGGCUGGGUCGAAACUGGAGAGUGUACCAGAGAAUGGAAUGGAAUCUCAGAAGAAUGGAAAGUGAACUGAGACACAUCAACCCAGAUCUGCUGCAGCCCAGCAAGAGCUUCAAGAAGCCCACAUCAGGCACUAUCACAAUCAACGUCGGUGGCUUCCUGUACACCGCUCACCGGACCACCCUCGCAAAGCACCAGGGUACCUUUCUGGAAGAGUUAGCAAAUGGUAAGAAACCUGUUCAGCACAUGGAUUCGAUGGGAAACCCGUUCAUUGACAGAGACGGUCCAGUUUUCCGGCAUGUUCUCAACUACCUUCGAACUGGAGAGCUCCAGCUACCUGAUGACUUCAGAGAGGCUGGGCUUCUCCGAAGAGAGGCCGAUUUUUACCGUCUGGUUGAACUUGUAGAAGCCGUGGCAGAGUGGGAAAGUCACAGGGCGGCCCAGCGGGAGCCAGCGUUUUUAGAGGUGACGGAUAGCCACGAGAGGUCACAAGGCCUCAAGGUGUAUUGCAGUGAUCCCACCUUCAUCGAGAAGGUCAAAAGUCGACUGGUGCAGAUCUCUAAGAGUCGUCUGGAUGGGUUUCCAGAAGAAUUUGAGGUGUCGUCCAACGUGAUCCAGUUCAGACAUUUUAUCAAGUCGGAGCCAGGCUCACGGCUCGUGCUCAAGGAGGACAGCACAUUCUUGUGCACGCUUGACUGCCUGAAAUUAGAGACAGUGAUGCUAGCCUUGAGAUCCGGCUUCAGGCUGGUCACCAGCCUCGACAGCAGCAAAGGCUCCGUUGUGGCAGCUGAAGCCCUGCAUUUUGUCAAAUAGGCUGCGGGCAGACGGAAGGAAGAGGUGUGACGCCGAGAAGAAAAAAAAAGAAGCAGUGCCUGAUUCCUUACCCACUCCUAUAACAUAUGAUUUUGGCUUGAAGGUCUUGUAAAAUGUGUUGAGCUGUGAUUCGUCAUUGGUGGAGAAAAAAAAAAAAGGAAAACAGUGUGCUUUCAUGUAGUGCUUAUAUAUUUAAAACUCAUUGCACAGACUUUGAGCUCACAUCAAAGCAUUUCAUCUGCCCGGAAUAAUUAGAGUGGUGGAAUUCUAUUUUGGUAUCACUCAUUGCACUGCCAGUCUUGUUGCAUUUAAUUGACCUAGGCCAAUUUGACUAUAUUUAAAGAGCAUUAGAUUAGACCAUAAAAGUACAGAGAUGGUACUGUGACCGGUUUAACAUAAAAGUGAACAAAAAGUGAGGGUCUCAACAAAAGAUGGCUUCACCAGUGGUUUCACUGCACAAUUACUGCUUUUGCAAUAGCUGCAGCCCUAAAAACUAACCAUGACAUGCACCAUUGUGCCAUUCAAUUUUUACUACAGUGUGUGUGUGUGUGUGUGUGUGUUAUAAUACAACACGUGUACUUUAAUAGCUGAUUAUGCCCAAAUCGGUUGACACCCUAAUCAGAACCAGCAUCUGUGUCUCCUUUCAUACCAUUAACAUGAAUUUAGCGCAAACAACUGUGUCUGUUGUAAGGGCUUUGAAUUGAGCAUGAUACAUAUGUGUACUAAAUAAAUUUUGUGUUGGUGCUGUGAGCCUCUGUUUAGUCAGUACAUAAAUCAUGACUGUGUGAAUAUUUUAUGAAUAAAAUUCGGAAAUCUUUGGU
Messenger RNA from Corythoichthys intestinalis (scribbled pipefish), 1770 nucleotides. RefSeq names its product BTB/POZ domain-containing protein KCTD4-like. NCBI's taxonomy places the organism in Eukaryota, Metazoa, Chordata, Actinopteri, Syngnathiformes, Syngnathidae. The transcript has a single exon. Gene Ontology annotation, biological process: protein homooligomerization. Bases 173 to 949 code for a protein of 258 amino acids. Gene Ontology annotation, molecular function: protein binding. The record is from RefSeq and is a predicted model, not a curated record.